This is a messenger RNA of Impatiens glandulifera, 1376 nucleotides long. RefSeq names its product acid beta-fructofuranosidase 2, vacuolar-like. Lineage: Eukaryota; Viridiplantae; Streptophyta; Magnoliopsida; Ericales; Balsaminaceae. Gene Ontology annotation, biological process: carbohydrate metabolic process. The transcript is spliced from 4 exons. Gene Ontology annotation, molecular function: hydrolase activity, hydrolyzing O-glycosyl compounds. The record is from RefSeq and is a predicted model, not a curated record. The coding region runs from base 54 to 1376 and encodes 440 amino acids.
UUUACUACAAAGGAUGGUACCAUCUUUUUUAUCAAUACAAUCCAGAGAGUGCAAUGUGGGGCAACAUCGUUUGGGGACACGCGGCAUCCACCGAUUUGAUCCACUGGAUUCACCUUCCAACGGCUAUGUACCCCGACCAAUGGUACGACAGCAACGGUGUCUGGACCGGCUCCACCACUAAACUCCCCGACGGCCGUUUGGUCGUUCUCUACACCGGAGCCACCGAUGAUUUCGUGCAGGUCCAAAAUCUAGCCUACCCCGCCAACCUGUCAGAUCCCCUCCUCAUCGAUUGGGUCAAGUACCCCGGUAACCCGGUUAUUGAACCCCCUCAAGGUGUCCGUGACCACGAUUUUCGUGACCCGACAACCGCAUGGCUUACUCCCCAAGGCAAGUGGCGGAUCUCAAUCGGGUCGAAGCAUAAUCGAACGGGUAUUGCCUUAUUAUACGAUACCGAAGAUUUCAAAACGUUCGAGCUACUAGGCCAGAUGCUCCAUGGGGUGUCGGGCACGGGUAUGUGGGAAUGCGUGGACUUUUAUCCGGUUUCCAAAACUAAGAAAGUCGGGUUGGAUACGUCCGAAAACGGAGACGAUGUAAAGCAUGUGGUCAAGACUAGCCUUGACGAUGAUAGAAAUGACUAUUAUGCCCUUGGUUCCUACGACGAUAGUGGAAAAUGGACCCCGGAUGAUCCUAAAAUUGACGUUGGGAUUGGACUUAGGUACGAUUAUGGGUUGUUCUACGCGUCAAAAACUUUUUUCGACGACGACAAAAAGAGGAGGGUAUUAUGGGGAUGGAUUCCCGAGAGCGAUAGCGUAGGAGCCGACAUUAAGAAGGGUUGGGCGUCUCUUCAGGCUGUCCCUCGAACGGUAUUGUACGAUAAGAAAACCGGGAGCAACUUGUUACAAUGGCCGGUUGAAGAAAUUGAGAAGUUGAGGUCUAAAAGUUGGGAAUUUAACCAUGAUUUAGAACCGGGUUGCGCCGUGCCACUUAAAGUCGACGACGCAUCCCAGUUGGAUAUUGUAGUGGAGUUAGAGUUAGAUGAAGAAUCUGUGAAGAGGGCAAAUGUGGAAACUGAGCCUUCUGACAGCUGUCAAGGGAUUGGAGGAGGAUCAUCCAAACGAGGUGCAUUGGGGCCAUUUGGUAUAAUGGUGUCGGCUGAUAAGGACUUGUUUGAGUACACCUCCCUUUACUUUUACAUUUCCAAAUCAAGCAAUGGCGAUCUCAACACCUUUUUUUGCACUGACCUAACAAGGUCUUCGGAGGCAAGGGAUGUGCUGAAGCCAAUAUAUGGAAGCAUUGUUCCCGUUCUUAAGGGCGAGAAAUUAACCAUGAGAAUCUUGGUAAUAUUUUUUGUUUUUGUUUCUAAUCGAUCGCGAUAA